UGCAGGGGAGCCAUGCGCCUCCCGAUGAAGUGGCGCGCCACAUCUGUGUCCGUGAGCCCGGCAUCACGGAGCGCCCUGAUCUUGGCGCAGAUCGGGGCCAACUCCGCGUCCUUCCGGUCGCGGUGUGUCCAGUCGUUAGAGCCCUUCGGAGGCCCGAGGGGCUCCUCGUGGAACUCCUGGAGCUCGUCGGCGCGCACCCAGCACCAGUCGCUGCACCAUUCGAACUCGAUCUUCUUCUUCCCCAGCUCGAUGAAUUCUGACUUGAGCCGGUCGCGGAAGCGGAACACCACGCCCGAGGACAGAGAUGUCUUCUUCUCCACCCUCGGGUAGAAGUAGUGGCGGAACAGCGCCACCGACGGCAUCACCCCCACGAACGCUUCACAAAGGUGUUGAAAAACAGCCAAUGUGAAGAACGAGGUGGGGUGGAGCUGCGCCAUGAGGAGCCCGUAGGACUCCAUGAUGGCGGAGAGAAAGUAUGAGUGCGGCGGCACGAACCCGGCGAGCACGAACCUCCCGAAGAUCCGGAAGUAGUGCCCGUUGCGCUCCGCGCUGACGGGGAGAACCCGCGUUGGCCCAUGCUCGUUGUGCUUGGUGGCCAACGCCAGGACCAGCUUUUCGACUCCCUCGUCGUUGUAGCCGGGGGAGAAGAAGGCGAACAUGGCUCACAUCUCAUCAUCUUUCCGGGCUCUGUCCGAGAGCUCCUUCUUCCCGGCCUUGUCGUGCUUGUCCCCUUUGCUGGUGCUCCACUUGGGACAGUUCUGCCCCUUGGAAGACAUCAGCGGAGGAGGAGAAGGGAGUUUAGUCGGAGUGGGAGUGCGGGGAGCUUGGAGAGAGGCAAUGGCAAAAGCGGAAGGCAAUGGGGAGUACCCGCCGCCAGCCUUGGGUAUUUAUCGGGGCUGGUGGAUUGCAACGGACACCCCCACAAUGGGCAGCGAAGAGCCCUAAAGAACCGGAGCUUAAGAGGGGAGUGCGCGACGUGGCCUUAACUCUCUGGUGAUUAAGGGAGAUAAGGCACGAGAUCGUGCGCCCGACCGUUUCGCUCGAAGGAGUGGGACGAUAAAAGUGGCCCACGGGGCCGGGUGCCCAGGGGCUUUCCCCUUGGGGACCCACGCGUCGGAUAGGGCGUAGCCCGGCAACCGACCGGGGAUAGCACUUGAAGAGGCGUCAAGGUUGCCGGCCCACACCCGGGGGCUAUUGUUGUACCAGCGGCCCACGGGGUCCCACUAAUACUGGACGCGUGGGUCGCCUUUGACGGGGUCACACUAGGAAGGAUUCCCGGGAAAUAACGAGCCCGGGAAGCCUGCCUCAAGGGGACGGCCCCCAGUGAAGACAAAACUAGAGCCAAGUACGGAGCGCUCCCGGGGACCCCGACCCCGGGAAUUCAUAGGAACGCCACCCGGCAACUAGCAGAUGCGCUAUCCGGGAGGGUGCACCCCGGCAACCCGCGCUCGGGCAUGCAGGCGGGACCCGCAGAACAGUGAAGACAGGACAAGACUGCGGGCGCGGUGCAUUUAAUGCACCGACAGGAGUCUUAUCAGCAGGCCUAGUCUUGUUUAGUAAGGCUAGAACGGUCGCCCUAAGAGCUACUUUUUCUACCGUAUACAGUAGGACGGGCGCUGCAUGGCGUCCAGCGCGGAUGAACAAAUUUGUAUUUCAUGUGGGCAUGACACGCGUCUAGCUAACGUGUCACGCUGCACACCGUGGCACCUGUGGUAUCCCCUUGCAUAUAAAAGGAGGACCAAUGCCACCAAAAAAAGGGUUCCGACUCAAGUAAUUAGAGCACAUCGUAGUAUUCACCCAAGUAGCCAACCCAGGAACCCCUCGGGCGAUCUGUACACUCUUAAACUUGUGAAUAUAACAAAAAGCAGCACGUAGGGUGUUACACCUCUGGGUGGCCCGAACCUGGGCAAAACUCUCGCGUUUACUCUUCGUGUCUAUCGCCACGCCGGCGAUCGCCGAAGCGAUCACCUCGCCCUCCACCGGUGCCGGAGACCGUGCUCCGACACACUGGUAGUUUUAGAAUAGUAAGCCCGGUAAUUCUAAUAUAUUUAGCAAGGCAACUUCAAUCUUGCAGGGAUAAAUGUCUCACUGGUAGUCUUAAAACAGUAGGUCUGGUAAUUCCAGUCAAUUUAGCAUGGUGACUUCAAGUUUCAGAAUAAUAGGCCUGGUAAUUUAACUCUAUGUUUUAGCAUGUCAACUUCAACCUACAAGAUGAGUUCCACACUGCGUAGUUCAUGUCUACAAGGAUUGUAAUUUCAGAAUUUUUAGCCUGACAACUUUCAUCUAAAAGGAUCAGUUUCAUAUAGGGUAGUUUCAUUGCUAUAGGUAUGGUAUUUUCAGAAGCUUUAUCACGGCAACUUCAACCUGGGAAAAGUAGUUCCAUACCGUUUUCUCUUGCAGCACCAUUUUUUGAACCUCUCAGUCAGAUCUGAAGUUUACCAGAGGUGCUUGUGUGCUUUUUUUUUCUAACUUGCAAAUGUUUGCUUAUGUGUGGAUUUGUGUUUGAUUUUACGGGGAUUUGUGAUGGGAUUUUUUGUUUGGUCGUCAUGGAUGCUGCCCUUUUUUGGAGGUAAAUUUUUUAAACUGGUUUCUGUAAGGGGGAGGUAACUUGGAGAAGAAGAGUGUGAGGGGAUGCAGCCGAUCUGGACGAUCGAGGUGGAGAUAAUUUGGAGAAGGUGGCUUGGAUCUAACGUGAAGGUCGAGCCUUCGUCUACUUUCUUUUCUCUAGAUCGUUUGGGCUAGAUUUUAGAUCGUUUGGGCCAGCCUUUCCUGUGCCCGGCCCAACGUUUUGCUCGUGUGCUUCUGCAGGUCUAACACACGGUCGCGCGCUGGCCUUUUCAGCGCGUACGGUCGAGCUGGCACCGAUCGCGCGCACGGUCGCACCGUAGUCGCGUCCAUGAAUAAAUUCGGGAUCUUCUGGAUCCUACUUUUUAAAAAAAAAAAAGAUCAGAACUUCAGAAGAGAUCGGUGCCGUUGGUUCGGAAAAUAUCACGAAGUCCCCACUCCGCCACUCGAGUGUUCCAGAUACGAUGACAGAAAACAUCAGCAAAUAUCAGACACUGGAGGGACCUCCUCGCAAAUGGCGUCUACUAAAGCGGCAAAGCUAGCUCAUUUCCUCCCAUUUCCUCUGCUCCGCGCGUCUCGCCGCCGACCACACGGCAAACCCUAGCCCUACCGCCGCCGCCAUGGCUGACCCGCGUAUGUUCCCAUCGGGAUCAAACGGCCCGGACGACAGCGCCCCCGGUCGCCGGAAGUACAACCCCUACCAGGACCUCAACGUCCCCUACAGCUACAAGAGCCUCUACGACCUCCCGACGUCGCCGGAGUUCCUCUUCCAGGAGGAGUCCGCCGUGCAGCGCCGCUCCUGGGGUGAGAACCUCACCUACUACACGGGCAUCGGGUACCUCUCGGGCUCCGUGGGCGGUGCCGCGCUCGGCCUCCGCGACGCCGCCGCCGGCGCGGAGCCAGGCGAGACCGCCAAGAUCCGCACCAAUCGCGUGCUCAACUCCUGCGGCAGCUCCGGCCGCCGCUACGGCAACAGGCUCGGGGUCAUCGGCCUGAUGUACGCCGGGAUGGAGAGCGGCUUGGUCGCGGUGCGCGACUCCGACGACUGGAUCAACAGCGUCGCCGCCGGGCUCGGCACGGGAGCGCUCUUCCGCGCCGCCAACGGGCCGCGGUCCGCCGCCGUGGCAGGCGCCGUCGGCGGGGUCCUUGCCGCCGCCGCCAUGGCAGGCAAGCAGGUCGCCAAGCGAUAUGUGCCCGCGAUAUGACCACCCCGCCCGCUUAGCAUCUGUCGCUCAGAUCAGUGAUUGAAUCAAUCCUUUGCCAUGAAUGUAUUUCUGUUCGUUUGUCAUUCUCCGGGUUAGCUGCUUUGUUUGAGAAGGGUUUCGCCUUCUCUGCAUAAUAUCUGUGAUGUGUUCGUCAUAUGUAUACGAUCCGAAUCGGGAUUUUUGACCUGUGUUGCAAUAUAACAUCAUGUUGGAUGCAAGAAUAACAUUACAUUUUUAAGGUGUUGCUGAGCAAUAAGAAUUAGAUCCAAGUGUUCGACACUGA
Molecule: messenger RNA, 4053 nt
Organism: Brachypodium distachyon (stiff brome)
Lineage: Eukaryota; Viridiplantae; Streptophyta; Magnoliopsida; Poales; Poaceae
Product: mitochondrial import inner membrane translocase subunit TIM23-1
Exons: 1
Coding region: 3186-3770 (194 amino acids)
Biological process (GO): protein import into mitochondrial matrix
Cellular component (GO): TIM23 mitochondrial import inner membrane translocase complex; mitochondrial inner membrane
Molecular function (GO): transmembrane protein transporter activity
Source: RefSeq, a predicted model, not a curated record